AUCCCACACGCCUCUGCACAGCCAUUCGGCUCGAGUCGCCCACUUGGGCGAGGCGCCCCUGCGCGGCGCUGCAGGAUCCCCACGCGUUUGAGGCCGGCAGGCAUGGAGAACCUCGCGGGCGGCAAUCUCCCCACCGUCGGCGCGCAGCGGCCAAGGCCAGCGUUGGCAUGGGCGGAGGCACCCGGCGCGGCGCCCGCACCGAGGCCGCCACCGAGCCCCCGCGCGGGCCGCGGGCGCCCCCGCGGCGGCAGGCGCGGGGUGGCCGCGGCGCCCGGGCCCGGAGGCCUCGGGCCCGAGGCGGUCCGCAGGCCCCGGGGGCUCCGGCUGCCCGAGAUCGCGGCCUCCUGGCACCUCGGAGACGCCUCCAAGAUGCAGAGGCUCGUCACGGGCCGAGAGCCCCGCCACGAGCCUCGCCCGGGCGGCGCCGCAGCGGCCCUUCUCGCGGCCCAGCCUCUCGCGGUGCCCCUCCUGCCCGGAGCGGAGCCGGCCGGAGCCGAGGCCGGGAGCGACCAGUCGAGCGACACCGAGUCGGAGAGCGACACCGCCCGCAGGCCGACCGCCCUCGACGACCGCCGCGGGAUCCCUUGCCGCGCGGGCGCGAGCCAGUGGGGCGGCGAGCCUGCGGAGCCCACGCGCGGGGGACAGCAGCCUCUGCUGCCUCCUCGUCCUCCGGAGGAGGCGCCCGCCCGGGCGCGCCCCCGCGGCGCCGGGAGGCCGCUGUCGGCGAGGGGGGGCAGGCGCCCGCGCACGAUCGGCUGAGCCUCGGCUGCUCGUCGGCGGAGGGCGCGGCCAGCCGGGCUUCGCUCUGUCGGCCCACUGCGGGGAGCGGUGUGCCCUGAGGUCCUGGGCGACUCGACUUUUUUGAGAGCCGGGCGUUUUCGUACUUUUUGUGCGGGCCCCAAGGCCCUCAAGGUGGGGUCUGGGGCGAGCUUGAUUUUUUUGGCGAGGCGUACGGUAACUGUUUUCGCAGCGUCGGAUCCUACCUUGCCAUGCAAGCGGCGCAGUGGGCUCAUGGUCGCCGUAGUGCGCAUGUGCUUGCUGGUCCCUGGCACGCUUUGAAGCGAUCUUGUGAUCUCUUCCUCAUGUUCAGGUUUAUUCCAGGUUCUAACCUACGAUCGGUUGUUCCUACUGUACGGCUUGACGACGGUGGGGCCAUCUUGGGCUGGGUGCGGCCCGUGUUGGGCCGUUUGGGGGGCCACAUUAGAAAGGUGGUUCGUAUGAUACGAGAGAGCGUUUUGUUGCGACAGCUGUUCUUAGGACGGCGCGCCUUUUUUAUGCUGGGGCGGAACUUCGCAGUAGAGCCUUGGCGAGAUCGACAGCGUUGUGGAGGCCAUGAACGCAGUAGGUGCAUGGACGCAGUUUUGCAACACAUCCAUACAUCCGACAGGCCUUCCUUGAUGGCGGGCAUCGAUCGGCGGGGUGGUGUGUUGUGACUCGCGGAGCCGCGGUGAGAUCAAUGGCAGGAGUUGGAAUCAGCAGUAGUUCUCAACCAUGCUGUGGUGCAGUGCUGGGUCCUCGU
This is a messenger RNA of Prorocentrum cordatum, 1519 nucleotides long. The record is from the annotation of a GenBank genome assembly. Lineage: Eukaryota; Dinophyceae; Prorocentrales; Prorocentraceae.